Bombus pascuorum is the source of this 5331-nucleotide messenger RNA. RefSeq lists its product as uncharacterized. The transcript has 15 exons. The record is from RefSeq and is a predicted model, not a curated record. NCBI's taxonomy places the organism in Eukaryota, Metazoa, Arthropoda, Insecta, Hymenoptera, Apidae. The coding region runs from base 502 to 4731 and encodes 1409 amino acids.
CGGAUAGUCAGUCAGCCGGUGUAUUUUGCUUCUUUUACCGGUAUUAGAACGCUUCUCUUCAAAUUCAUUUUCUGAAUAAACGAAAAAGAAGAGGAACGUGUCCUAUUCCGAAGAUCAUUCGAUGAAGAUUUGUUAAAGCAUCGCGCGCGUUUUUUUCGUUUUGUUGGUUACAGUGUUCGUAGAGUAGAAAAUAGGCGUGAUUAAUUAAACAAGAACAUUGGACAGUUUUAAUUCGACCUUGUUAUAUGACGUUGAUGAUCUUCAUUUAUAAAAAGUCUUUGUGAUACACGGCUAUUCUUUGGAAGCUAUCCAAAUUUGGACGCGAACGGUGUUCCUUGCAAAGGAUCCUUUGUCGCUUCAAUUUUACUUGUGAUUCACUGAAAGAAGCUUUCAGCAAUAUCUACGGCAAAUUGAGUAACAGUAACUCUUAUCCGUGAUUCGGUUCGUGUGUUUUGAAUGAACGUGCGACGCUAAAGAGAAAAAGAACACUCAAAGUGCUUGAUGAAACCGAGCGAGGCGAAACGGUUGAUCAAAAUUUUCCUGCUACGGACGAUCCUUUGCCGGAGAAAGCGGGAGAAACGGAAGUCUGGAGACUCGAAGGAGGACGAAAAACAAAUUCCCGUGAGCAAGAAUCGUUGCUCCUGCUGUCUAAAGCCAUUUUUCUUGGGACGUGGAGUCCGCUGUGAGGAUUGCGGUGGAAAAUCCUGCAGGAAAGGCUGCUCCCGUUGGGACCCGUCAGAUAACGCUUGGCAUUGUCUCUUUUGCCGUCAACAAAGGUACUGGUUGAAGAAAAACGGAGUAGAGGCAUUCGGUGGGCCAAUCGACGAGAAAGAUUUACAUCGAUACUUCAAUACGGCAAAAUCACAAGUUUACGUGGCAGGAGUGGAAAAUGCAGCUACCAGUUCGGGACGGGGUUUGGCCACGAAGGAAGAAGAGGCGAACACGAUGGAAACGGUUCGAGAUUUCGUUGAGAAGAUAGUGGUGAGAUUGAUGGGUAACUUGAACGACACCCCGAUCCAUCGAUUAUACGAUCAUCCGGCAUAUGACAAGCUUAUGGAAAGACAUAUAACACCCUUGGUAGACGCGCUCUCACGUUUGGCCAUGGCCCUGCGAUUGUCCUUAGAAAACAAACCAAGCACGGAUUCGCCAACGAUGGCGCACACGGCGCUGCGCGAGAUCGUGGAGCGUGCCGUGGACGAAGCGAGGAAGUUGCCGGGCCUCGGUGGUUCCGGUGUGUCCGGAAAUGCUCCAGAGGCACGGAACGUCGUGGAGGACAGUUACGAGGAUAUACUCGCCACCGCGAUACUCAACAAGGUCAUCGAGAAAUUCCAAAAGGAACAGGUGGACGGCAAUAGCAACGUUCUCCCAGGAAAACCAGUGUCCGCUAAGUGUGCGUUAAGCGAAAAUGAGGCAGGUCUCGACGAAGGUGUGGAAGAAGGCUGCAGCAGCCUGGAACCACUGUCUCAGGAUGAUUGUAGCAGUGACUGUAGUGCGUCUUGCUCGAGACGCGUUAGAAACCAACCGGAGCCAUUAUCUCUCACGAUAGAGGAAAGAAUUGAGGAAGUGACGACAACUUAUGCGUCCGACGAGGAUCAUAGGGAACAUGACAUCUUGCCCAUUAAGAACGCCCAUCGAGUUCCGUUUCCUGAACUUGGAAUGGACAUUAUCGAUCCUUGUCAAGAAUCGGAGGAUAGUCAGGACGAUCCAGACACGACGACCACGCACAUAGGUUUAGUUUCUCCGAUCGAAUCGUGGGAAGAGAAUUGGUUGUUCCAAAAGAAGAGAGUUCAAAGCCAAGCUGACCCUGUGGCCAUGUUGGUGCCUCAUCCUAGCGCCGAUUUCAAGGCUUUAAUCGGUGACAAGGACGCGGAAGACACAUCCGAUUUGUCCGAGUGUUCAUCGGCACAGUCAGACGAAGAGAUAGAAAAAGAAUUAAUGGAAGCCAUAAGCAGCGUCGUGCCACGAUCUCCGAAGAAAAAGGAGUUCGAGAAUGGUCUGGAGUACUUAAAUUCGUCAGACGACUUUUCGUUGCAGAAGGAUGAUGUGAAUUCAUUUUCCAAUGGCGGAUACGUAUACGUAUCUGAUGAGGAAAAGACUGACCGUAGACGCGUGAAAGACCAAAGGAAAGCAGAGAAACAGAGGGAAAAAGAAGAAGAUUAUAAACAAAGUGUAAAGGGAAACGAAGAAGUGAAAGCCAAAGAGAUUAAGGAGAAGGAAGUGAAAAGAAAAUUGGAGAGAGUCGAAACUGAGGAUGAGAAACCUGUUUCAGAAUCAAUAAAUGUAAUUAGUAACGGCUUGAAGAAGGUAGGAAUGGAGCGACAGAAAACGAACAAUGUAUCCGACGAGGAUAAAACGAGAAAUUUAAUCAACGGGGACAAUUUCAUUAAAGUAGAUCGAUCGCUAAAGAAAAGUGAAUCGGAUAAUCUAUCGAAUUCUGUUAAUUCGAAGCCUUUGACGAUUAUUCUGCCCGAUGAAAGUGAGCUAAACGUGCCAAAGACACCGACACCCACGCCAACGAGGAUUUCCAUGGAAAUUAAUCUGGGAAAUCCUCACAGCGAGAAAACGUGCAUCUCGCAGGAGAAGAUCGUUCUGAAUUCCUUGGAAUGCGCGAAGAAAAAACUGAUGGCCGUCAAUGACGACAGUGUGGAAGCAUUCGAAGACGAGGAAACCAUGUUUGCUCAGCAAAAAGUCGACUUUCAUGCCGAAGAUAUUCAGCAGGAAAGCGAAUACACCGAACAUUACGAUAUCGCGACUCAGAGACACUUGGAUAGCUUGACAAAGUCCGAAUCGUUCGAGUUUUCGCCAUUAACGAAUUCCUCGAUAGAGGAUGACGAAAGUAAGUGCCGACAGGCUGUGGCGUUUGCCAAAGCUGAAUCGGCUUCGCAUCUGUCCCUGCAGAACAAGGAUCCGGAGGAAGAGGGUCGGCUAGGUACUCCUCCGAGACCAGGUACAAUUGCUGAACGCGAGCACAAAAAGUGGGAAAAUGCACCACCUAUCGAGAACAACCCCUAUAGCCAGGAAAACAUUCAAAAGAGGCUUUUGGAGAGGCAGUACUCUAGAAGAUCGUCAGACAUUCCUGGAAUUCAUACCGAAUUGCCAAAGAGCAACGGUGCGGAUAUGGAUGUCGUGCUGGCGCCCCAUGAACCGGAUAUCAAAAGGUUCGGCAGGGACUAUUACAUCAACGAUUCAAGAGCAUCGGGUAACGAGAAAGGGAGAAGAUCGACGGCGUCGACCUCGAGCAGACCCAGCAGCUCGUUGUCUCAACGAUCAAGUUCCAACGGAAUAGCGGACCCGGAUCAACAGGUGAGUUUCCAGCUCGAAAAGUUCGAGGAGGCUUCCCUGCGUGGCAGCCUUUCUAGAUGGACCUAUCGCGAUCCGUACUCCAGUCCGCAAUUUGCCAUCAACCCUCUUCUACGUUUGGAACUUGAUGUAUCAACAGAACCAACUGAUCGUGAUCACGAAAAAAUCAACGGCUCUAACGAAAAAUCGACGGGAAACGAUGUUCCAAACGGUAUAGAAUAUUCGAAAAAUAUGACAGAGAAUAAAGAACAUAUCGACAAGUACGAAGCGAUCAUAGAGAAGGAAACUAAAUAUUUUGAUAUCGGUGGACAAGAUGCUAAACCUCUUGGCAUUGACAAUGAUAUUUUAAAACUUAUAUCGAAUGAAUUUUCGCAAAAGGUCGCUUAUAAUCCGCUCUACGAACCAGAGAAGAGUAUCCUGAAGUCAGAUGACUCAGGAAUGUUCUCGGUCGAUAUGAACCCCAUGGAGGAUAAUAAGAAGCAAAGUGAGGAGUUCUGGAGGCUAUGGAUCAAUGACAAUCAGAAUCAUACGAAAAACGAUCAGAUUCUGUCGUUCAAUGGAAGAAGAUACUGGAACCUUAAUGGCUACAAGUAUCACACAUUCGGAGGAAUAAAGAACUCUCUGGAUAAAAGCGUGGAAGAUUCUGACGCGGAGGAUAACUUGAAAAUGGAGACACGUGACGACGAGCCCUUCGAUAUCACGGAUUUUAGUAAAUUCAAGUUUCAGACAUUUGGCGGUAUAAAGAAGGGCAAGAAGAUCGACGGGAAAGGAAUUCCCAUGUAUAGAAAAAUGAUAUUAAGAUCGUGUAUAAGGAAUUGUAAAAAUACCAAAGGAAUGAGGUCGUCUCACAGCGAUUCUGCUUUACAGCGCAUGAAUGGAAUAAAUAAUGCGUCGAACGAAAAUAUCGAUCAGGAGUCUGAUAGACAGAGCGAUUAUGAAAGUGACAGUUCCGAGGAGAGAGAUACGAUGAUGUACCUUAAUAUAAAUACGAAGAGAAAGCGUAAUAACAAGUUCUACAAGAAACGAGUUAAGACGGUGUUUUCAUCAUGUAGAUCGUCCUCGGACGAAUCUUGGCAAGACGAAGAUGUUCAAUCGCCUGACAAACUGACAAUGCGAAAAUGUCUAAGAGACACGCCUAAGAAGAUCAAAUUACGACCGAAUCCGGAUAACGAUUCUAAUUAUUUUUUCAAUACGUCCAGAAGGAAGGUGUUCAACGAUAGUUUGAGAAGAGUUCGAUCGCAGAAACGAUUGUCGGACGAUAACGAAAGUUUGAAGCUGGUACCACCUAUCGUGCCGCAGAUGGUGGAAAAAACUUUCGAAACUUUACAAGAUCUUCGAAGCAAAGGGAAGAAAAAGAAGAGCAAAAGUUCCGAAUCGAACGGCCAAAAAAAAACUGGUGUGAGAUGUUUGACCGAUCUGACGAUAUGGUGAAAGUAGUUACUUAAAUUGGUUCCCGUUGGGAAAUCUAAACUCUUCCACGCGUAUAGAAGUUAGCACUUUGUUCUUUAAAAAAGAAAUGUCUUUUUUUAUUUUAUCGUAUAUAGUGCCAUAUUGUCAACUAAAAGUUCCUCGAAAGGUGUCCAAAACGUAUCAAAGAUACAAAUUCUAUUUUUCAUCGAUAGAUUAUAGAGAAGAAGUUUAUUGUACAGAGGAGUGUAUAUUGUAACUGUUAUAAAUAUAUUGUUUUUAAUGAACGUAACGAAUAAUGAGACAUGUGACUUUACUUGAAGUGUGCAUGACACUAUAACGGUGUAGGUAUUUGACCCUACGAUUAAUCCUCGCGUAGCAAAUUCGAAGAUUCUAUGACUACUUAAAUACCAUCUUUAUUAAUUUCAAUUGUAGUAUAACAGAAAAAUUAAUACGCUCUGUAAGCAAACUGUAAAUAAAACUUUCCUGACUCUUUCUUGUAGAUCGCACGCAGUAAUGUAUCAGCCUUGUAUAAUACAAAACGAUCGUUCUUUCUUGUAUAUAGUACACGUAGAUCGUAAAAAAGGCGGCUUAAAAAUAAUAAAAAUAAUACAAAUAAUAAAA